Messenger RNA from Mesorhabditis belari, 528 nucleotides. The record is from the annotation of a GenBank genome assembly. NCBI's taxonomy places the organism in Eukaryota, Metazoa, Nematoda, Chromadorea, Rhabditida, Rhabditidae.
AUGGUGGUCAACAAAAAUUUCUUCUAUUAUUUCGCUUUUGGGAGUAAUCUUUUGCAGGAAAGAAUUCGAAUUCAGAAUAAAGGCGCAAUUUUUCACAAUAUCGGUUUAUUGAAUGGAUUUCGAUUGACUUUUGUCGAAUAUGGGGAGAGGUGGAGAGGUGGAGUGGCAUCGAUCAUUGAAGCACCCGAUGGACAUGUAUGGGGUUGUGUGUGGAAAGUUCCGUUUGAAUUCUCGGAUGAAUUGGAUCGACAAGAGGCCGGAUAUCAUCGAUUAGAGGUCGCGAUCGAAUCAAACGGAGAAACGAUCAUUUGUCGAACAUAUCAAUACAACGGAAAUCAUCAUAAAUUUCAUGCUCCAUCUCCUCAUUACAAAAUGGUGAUCAUUACGGGUGCGCGUGAGCAUGAAUUGCCGGAGGAUUAUUUGAAGAAAUUGGAAGCAAUUCCCGAUAAUGGUUUUAUCGGUCGAGUCAAUGUUGAAGUGGAGGCGAUCAAACAUAUGCAAAUUGAUCUAAUUACGGAAGAAAAUAUG